Molecule: messenger RNA, 4302 nt
Organism: Dermacentor silvarum
Lineage: Eukaryota; Metazoa; Arthropoda; Arachnida; Ixodida; Ixodidae
Gene: Brf
Product: transcription factor IIIB 90 kDa subunit
Exons: 18
Coding region: 360-2510 (716 amino acids)
Biological process (GO): transcription by RNA polymerase III; transcription preinitiation complex assembly; DNA-templated transcription initiation
Cellular component (GO): transcription preinitiation complex; nucleus; transcription factor TFIIIB complex
Molecular function (GO): RNA polymerase III general transcription initiation factor activity; RNA polymerase III type 3 promoter sequence-specific DNA binding; TBP-class protein binding
Source: RefSeq, a predicted model, not a curated record
UUUUGCAGCCGAGUUGGCCGUGUUGGAAAGGCGGCUUGUCGUUUCCCCACAUGGCCUGGCCAUGAAUGGCGCGCCGUAUUGGUAGUUUACGUGGUUCAGCAGAUACCGAGGCACACGGGCGUAUCACUCCGUUGUCCGAUUUUGUUCGUCUCUAUCGAAAACGUGAUUCAUACUGCCUGUCACUCGCAAGGCGCAUCACAUCGCCGGUAGGAAGACGAAAAAAGAAAAACUUAUCUAGGCUUCCCGAAAGGCUCGCGUCACUUGUGUCUCGCGAUCUUUGUCUCGGCCAAGGCAACAGAGGACAUCAUUCCCUUCAGGCCCCACCGCCAGGCUGCUGAGCGGUGCAGCGCCAGGCAGCCAUGUCGUCAACCAAAUCGUGCGCAAACUGCGGCUGCAGCGAGAUCGACACCGAUCCAGCCCGUGGUGAUGCCGUCUGCAUGGGUUGUGGCUCGGUGCUGGAGAAUAACAUCAUCGUCUCGGAGAUUCAGUUCGAAGAGAAUGCCCAUGGCGGCUCACGAGCUAUCGGCCAACUCAUCACUAUGGAUGGGGGGCCAAGCCACACUAUGGCCGGAUUCCACCACGGGGCAGGAAAGGAGUCCAGGGAGCUGACGCUCAUGAAAGCACGAAAGAAGAUUGUGCAGGUGGCAGAGCGCCUGCGCCUCAACCAGCACUGUAUUGAGAUGGCCUUCAACUUCUACAAGAUGGCCCUGGCGCGGCACCUGACGCGAGGCCGGCGAAGCUCCCACGUGAUUGCGGCGUGCGUCUACAUGGUCUGUCGCAUCGAGAACUCGUCCCACAUGCUUCUCGACCUGAGUGAUGUCGUCCAAGUCAAUGUCUACGAACUGGGCAAAACAUUUCUCAAGCUGUCGGCGGCUCUCUGCAUCAACAUUCCAGCAAUAGACCCAUGCCUGUACAUUACUCGCUUCGCCCACCACUUGGAGUUUGGAGACAAGACGCACGAGGUGUCGAUGACUGCGCUGCGCAUGGUGCAGCGCAUGAAGCGGGACUGGAUGCACACGGGCCGUCGGCCGUCGGGACUGUGCGGUGCCGCGCUCCUCGUCGCCUCCCGGUUGCACGACUUCAACCGCAGCAUUCGCGACCUGGUGCGCAUCGUCAAGGUGUGCGAGACCACCAUUCGCAAGAGGUUAACCGAGUUUGGAGAGACACCAUCAAGCAAACUGACCCUCGACGAAUUCAUGACGAUCGACCUGGAAGAGGAGCAAGACCCUCCCUGCUUCAAGGCGGCACGCAAGAAGCAGAAGCAGAUUUUGGAGGAACAGGGACGCCUUGAGAAGGUGUCCGAGGAGAUCUCCCAGCUGCAAAAGAAGAUUGAGGCAGAGCUGGAGGACCGGCGGCGAAAGGUUCGCGGUCGCUUUGCCUCCCGUGCCAGAGAUGAGCGUUUGAGCGAGGAAGAGGAAAACCGAAUAUCGCAUGAGUUCAUCAUGGGAAACACCAUGGAGACCAUCGGUGCAUGCCUGAAUGAUUCCCAGCAGAGCAACGAGGACUCUGCCGCAUCAGGGUCGGCCACGGAGGAUUCGCUCACCGAGCGGUUAGUGCUGCGGCAAGAGCACGACGACUCUGACCCGGACGACGUCGAAUGCGUCGGCAUAGAAAAGCCCAAGCAGCAGAGCAGUAUCGUCACCUCUUUACGACCGACUGCCGCCACGUUGGGGCUGAAGGAAAGCAUCGAGGAGUGCAUGCGGGUCAGAGAUUGUGCUGAAACGACAACAGAGUCUGGUGUCCUGGACUUGGAAGGAUUGGAUGACGAGGAACUUGAUGCGUACAUCAUGACAGACGCUGAAGUUCGACUCAAGACCAAGUUUUGGAUGGACACUCACGCGGAGUAUCUCAAAGAGAUGGAAGAGAAAGAGGCAAGAAAAGCGUUGGAGGCUGAGGAGAAUGCCAACAAGCCAGAGGUCAAAAAGCGCAAGCGCAGGAAGAGGGCACCCAUCCAAGCCAACACUGCCGGCGAAGCAAUUGAGAAGAUGCUCCAGGAGAAGCGCAUCUCCAACAAGAUCAACUACGACGUCCUCAAGAGCCUCAACAACGAUAUGGGCUUCCCCUCUAGUGAACCCCAGCAGCGGAACUCCCAGCAGCAGCCUUCGGCCAGUGAGGCAGACAAAAGUGAAACACAGUCUGUCGUUUCUGAGCCAUCAAAGAAGAAAAUUCGCAAAGAGAACCCACUCUCAGACAGUGCAUUCAGUGCACUGAUGUCAACAGUCAAGUCGAUUGCUCUGAGUCAACAGAAGGCUAAUGCUGAAGUCCUCUCCGAUGAUGAGGACCUUGGAGAUCCAGUUCCACAGCCUGCUGCUGCCGCUGACAUGACUGCCAUGAAAGAACUAGAAGAAGAGAUUGAGUGCCUAGACGAAGAAGAGGAGGAGGAGGAAGAAGAGGAUGAGGAGGAUGACAAGGAGUACCACCUGAGUGCAGCUCAGCUUUUGAAUCAGCACAGAGGAGAAGAACAGGACGAAUUCGGAUAUCACGAGGAGAUCGACGACUACAUGGACUGACGGCACCCGCAGCCGUGUUUUAGGAUUUUCAAAUUAUCGCACAUCGUGAGCCAUUGCAGCGGCAUUGCCAACUUCGGAAUUGUGGAUGCGAACCACGGUUGUUGCAACCAAGGCACGUUCUGCUGCGAACAGCGCCAUUUUCUGACUGUGGACUCUCGGCGAAUUCAAGAAUGACUGUGAAUAAAACAUGAAGGGUUGUCGACGUAUGAACACAGAACAGGUGUUUGCGGGAGGCACGGUCGUAUAAGACUCGACCCAAAUUGCUGACUUGAAUUCUUACUACCUGUGUUGCUUUUGGCUGUAAGUGAAGAGCUGAUUUUCUGAGUCAGGUAGCUCCUUAAAAAUGUGUGUGGUUUGUUGCUCACGAAGGCUUUAAAGCAAUUGCUGAUACAGUCAAACCCCUGUAUAACGAAGUGCUUGGGGUAUCCAGGAAUUAUUCCUUGUACAGGUCACUUGUAAAGGUCGCGCACCGCACAGCUCGCAAAAUAACCAGGGCGUAAUUAUUCCUUCGUUAUAGCGGUCAUUUCGUUCUAGAGGCGCUUGACUGUAUGAUUCUUAUGUUUAGCCACGUCAGAGUAGAUCUUGUAAACAUGCUGGUUACAGUGCUACAUACACAUAAUACAAGCAUAUAGUAUAACUUUGUUAAAUGGUGUUGGAAAACGUUUUUUUUCUGGAGUGUCAUUUUUUAAAAGUUCGAUAUAAAGGGGCAGGGUAGCAUUUAUGGAAUACUAAUGAUAGCAAUUUUCACACAUGCUUAUAGGUAGGGGCUUUGAGAGGUUCAUUUCGAUGUACGGAAACAUCAUUUUAAAUGGUGCUUACGAGAUAUAAAGAGAAACCCACACCCACCAUGAAGCUCUUCCUUUGUUGUUGUUGCUUUUUUUGUUUUGUUUUUUCCACAUAACAUUCCGCACAUAAUAAUCACUUUUGUCAAGUAUUACUACGUUUAUCCUACACAUGCAUUUGAUGCAUUCUGUGCUGUAACUGGAAUGCCAGUUAAGCCAUUUGAUAUAAGAUUGGAGUGAAAAAGAUUAUUAAGCAGGGCUCACAUAAAAUGCCUUUCUGGCCGAUGCUCGCCAAUGGCAGCAUUGCACAAUUCAGCUGACAUUUGUGGUGUGUUCGGGAAUCUUUGUACUUGCAAGUGUUUCUCCCAAUCAGGCCUUUGCAGAGCAAUUGUAAAAGCAUAACACUGUGAUAGCACUACUGGUCACCCAGCACUGAGUCAUGCACGCUUCAUAGUGGGAGUCGCACAAAAAUUCUUCAUUGUACUUGUGACUGUCGAUACAGCUACGGUGGUAUUACUCAGGGCUUCAGUGGCGCAAAGAAGCAUUUUCUCUUUGUUUUUUAAUCACUGAGUGGCUGUAAUUACAUAUCAUUAUCUAUUUAUUUCUCUGUUGCUCUUCUAUAUGACUGUAUAUGCUUGUAGGCACAGAUAUAUGUUUUGUACAGCUUUUUUUGUACACGUGCAACUGGACAUUGUGGCACAUACUGUCAUGUGUGUAUGUAUAAGCACACAUUGAUUGUAGAUUGUGAGAAAGCAUGUGUUUAAGGGAACCGCAUUUGUACCAAGUUUAAACCAACCCCCCUCCCACCUUAUUUUUCCGUGUAGCACCCAGGGGAUUUUUAAAUGUGAAAGCACGCCGAAAUCGGGUGCUGUAAUGUCGGUUCUGGAACAUGUUCGCCAAAAGAUGAAUGGGUGCUUUGAAUUGUGGGGCGGUGAACUUGUGUUUGUUAGUGUGGUUAUAUUUACAGUGAAUCACCAAAGGAAGAUAGCUUGAAUGCACUAUAUAUUCUA